This is a messenger RNA of Melospiza melodia melodia, 1845 nucleotides long. RefSeq names its product telomerase Cajal body protein 1-like. Lineage: Eukaryota; Metazoa; Chordata; Aves; Passeriformes; Passerellidae. The transcript is spliced from 12 exons. Gene Ontology annotation, biological process: Cajal body organization. The record is from RefSeq and is a predicted model, not a curated record. Gene Ontology annotation, molecular function: RNA binding; protein binding. Gene Ontology annotation, cellular component: Cajal body. Bases 6 to 1514 code for a protein of 502 amino acids.
CAGUCAUGGCGGCGCCCAUGGAGGACGCCCCUCUGGGGGUUCCCGAACCCCCCGGGACCCCUCAGGACGCGGCCGCGGCGGAGCCCGAGGAGGAGGAGGAGGAGCUCGAUUUCCCCCAGUUCGAUUUCGGCCGCCCCCCCCACCCGGUUUGGGGGGCUCGGGAGGAAUUCGCGAAGCGCCCCGAGAAUUACCUGCGAGGCUGCAAAUGGGCCCCCGACGGUUCCUGUGUCCUCACCUGCAGCAACGACAACGCCCUGAGGAUCUUCGACCUCCCCCUGCCCCCGGGACCCCCCCCAGGGGCGCCCCUCCCCCAAAUGCUCCCGGCCGUGCAGGUGGCCGAAGGUGACACCAUCUACGACUUCACCUGGUACCCCCUGAUGGACUCCAGCGACCCCCCCAGCUGCCUGGUGGCCGCCAGCAGCCGGGACAGCCCCGUGCACCUGUGGGACGCCUUCGAUGGGAGCCUGAGGGGAUCGUUCCGGGCCCACAACCACCUGGACGAGCCCGUGGCCCCCCACUCGCUGGCGUUCUCCCCGGACGGCUCGCGGCUCCUCGGGGGCUUCGACGGCGCCGUGCGCGAGUUCCCGACCGAGCGCCCGGGCCGGGGCGGGGCUCAGCGCAGCCUGCACCCGAGGCCUGAUUGGCUGCCUGGCCUUCAGCCCAGCCAAUCGCUGUUCGCCUGCGGCUCCUAUGGGCGGAGCCUGGGGCUGUACCCGCUGGAAGGGGGCGGGGCCGUGGCGCUCUGGCCCCGCCUCCCGGCCGCGCCCACUCACCUGCGCUUCAGCCCCUGCGGGACGCACCUGUACGCCGGCGGAGGAAGUAUGGACCACCACAUCCUGUGCUGGGACCUUCGUGUCCCCGAGCGCCCCCUCCUGGCGCUGCCGCGGCGCGUGGCCACCAACCAGCGCGUGACCUUUGACCUCGACCCAUGGCUUUGUCACCGUCUGGACACGCUGGCCCCUCCCCCCGGCCGCGGGGACCCCCCCGAGCUGCCCCCCCUGCUCCGGUUCCGCGCCCUCCGCGACUGCGUCAACGGCACCAGCCUGCACCCCGCGCUGCCGCUCCUGGCCACGGCCUCGGGCCAGCGCCUGUUCCCGGCGCCGUGGGACAGUGGCGGUGACAGCGACGGGGACAGCGAGGGGACACCGGCGCCGGGCGGGGACAUCCGGCUGCAGCUCUGGUGGUGGGGACACGGGGACACCAACGGGGACACCCCUGGGGACAGCGGGACCGACCAUUCUCACCUACCUGGGGACACCGAUUGUCACCUCUCUGGGGACACGGGGACUGGAGAUUGUCACAUCCCUGGAUCCACCGAGUGUCACCUCCCUGGGGACACCGGCACUGGCGAUUGUCACCUCCCUGGGGACACUGGGACUGGCGAUUGUCGCCUCAGCGGGGACAGCGUGACUGGCGAUUGUCACACUCCUGGGCACACCGAUUGUCACCUCUCUGGGGACACCGGGAGGUCAUUGUCACCUCCCCGAGAACGUCCAAUGUCACCUCCUUGGUGACAUUUGACCUCCUUGGGGACACCUGGACCAGCCAUUGUCACCCCCCUGGGGACAUUGGGGCCUGAGAUUGUCACCUCCCUGGGGGACACUGAGUGUCACCUCCCUGGGGACAGUGGGACUGGAGACUGUCACCUCCCUGGGACACUGUGACCACUGACUGUCACCUCCUUGGGGACACUUGGACUGGAGAUUGUCACCCACCCCAGGGACAGUGACUGUCACCUUUGGGGACCAGAACUGUCACCCUUGAGACCCCUGGAGGGUGACAGACCCUGGUGACCCCAAAUGUCCCCCCCAGGCCUCGGUUGUACUAAAGCCGUUGUGACUGUCA